Messenger RNA from Athalia rosae (coleseed sawfly), 3003 nucleotides. RefSeq lists its product as uncharacterized. The record is from RefSeq and is a predicted model, not a curated record. The coding region runs from base 1 to 927 and encodes 308 amino acids. Lineage: Eukaryota; Metazoa; Arthropoda; Insecta; Hymenoptera; Athaliidae. The transcript is spliced from 2 exons.
AUGGAAGUUGACGCUAUUAUCGAGAUGUUUAGUAGAUCAGUUGAAAAACACCAAGUAAAAUAUGUCAAAUAUAUUGGGGAUGGUGAUACUAACAAUAAGACUUUCCAGGGUAUACUUGACAUAGAUCCUUAUGAUGGUAACCCAAUUGAUGAAAAAAAAGAAUGUGUGGGACAUAUACAAAAAAGAAUGGGUGCAAGAUUACGGAAAGCAAAAAAUGAAAAUAAAGGAAAAGGGAUUGGCGGAAAAGGUCCAGGAAAAUUAACCGAUAAAGUAAUAAAUAAAUUAUCUUUAUAUUAUGGAUUAGCGAUUCGCCGGCAUCCGGAUUCUAUAGAGGACAUGAAAAAUGCAAUUUGGGCAACCUUCUAUCAUAAUAGUUCUACAAAUGAAAAUCCACAACAUUUAUAUUGCCCACCUGGUCCAGAAAGCUGGUGUAAAUGGCAGAAUGCUGCACAUGAAGGUACAUCUGAAGAGUUUGACCACGAAAACCCGCCUCUGUCGGAUGAUGUAUUAGAAAUUAUAAAGCCGAUCUACGAGAGUUUAUCGUCAGAGGAUUUACUGGUUCGGUGCUUAGGUUCUGAGACCCAGGAUAACAAUGAGUCCUUGAACUCAUUAAUUUGGACUUUUGCGCCAAAACAUAUACAUGCCGGCUUACGUGUAAUAGAAAUUGCAACUUUUAUCGCAGUUUCCAUAUUUAAUGAAGGCUUCAUUCCUAUUUUGAAAAUGAUGUCUCUUAUGGGGAUGGACAUUGGUUCUGAAGCUCAUGCGUUCGCCACCAAACGAGAUAAUGCCCCGAUUAAUCGUUCUGAAAUCCGAACUUCUAACGCCUUAAAGGAAGCCCGCACUGCUCGUUUAGAAGAAAGGAAUGCAGAAAAUGAUUUGUUUGAAGUAGAGGAAGGCCCCAUGUAUGGAGCAGGAAUCGCGGAUUGAAAAAACAUUUUGAAAAAGCUUGCAAUCAUGACAAGAUUGGCGCGCCAUUUUUUUGUACCUCCCACUUCAACAACUCAUACCACUUUCAAUUUUGUAUUUUUUGACUAUUUUUUUUUUUCUUGUAAUCUUCAAAUAAUAAUAAACGUUUGGUAAAAAAAUGGAUGAUGAAAAUAUUUUUUGAUUUUUAUUUGUAGCACCUGAAAACACAUCUCAAAUUCAUGCCUCUACACUAGAAUACCCCCUGAACAUACUAAAUUGCCCAAUCACCAUCUGUAACGAUCGCGCCGCCAUCUUGGAAAGAAGGUACAUUUUUUCUGUCUUUCGUCUAUAUCUCUGAAACCGAUUCUCACAGAGGAAAAAUAGUCCCCACACAUAAUAUAGCCUACUAAAUUCUCUCUAAAAAAGCUGAAUUAUAGUUUUGUCGUAUCUCAAACGCUCAAUGUGACGUUAAAUCUCUAUGCUGCCCAGACUGUCGUACACCGACCUUCUUUACGUGUCGUUGUGUCGGUUUAUCACCUGCAAAAAUUAUGAAAAUCAAAUUCUCUAUAAAAAAGCUAGAAUAUAGUUUUGUCGUAUCUUUAGUUGCAAUCCUAAGUUGAAUUGAAUGAAGUAAUAAUAAUGAAUCUCAGGAUCCUAUACGUUCCAAAUAUUAAUGAAGACUCGGUAAAGCCUCGUGCCAAUUACAUUCAAAAGAAUGGCCGCACUACCGAGUAUCUUUACUGCGAAAAGCUAGGAUAUACUCCAGGCACCUUAUUUCGUAGAACCACACCGAAAGCAAAAGAAGGGGGGUUAGGGCAUUAUGUGACAUGACCCCUAGCGGGUUAAGAGGUGUUCGAUGUCGGCUCGACGGACAGUACCCUGAGCAGUCCUUAAAAUUAGUUUGUGACGGAACGUUGCCGAGUCUCUUUCAUCGAAAUGGAUAGUGGCGAAAAAUGUUUUAUUUGAGAGGAGAGCAUUGAAAUAGGAAAAACAAGCGUUGUUGGACCAAAAGGACCGAUAACUUCAAAAAAUACAAGUGAUAAGAGAGGAGAUGGUAAAAGAAAAAAAUUGGAGGGGUUAUGUUCUAUAAUUGUACAUGAUUCGUGUAGAAAACAAUAUACUCGAGAACACAAUAUUAUUGCUUCGUUGAAAAGACAAGCAACUCAUCAUAACGAAGCUUUACCGACUUCGUCUAAAAAAUCAAAGUUGAAAUAAUCAUCAUCGAGCUUCGAAUUCAAAAAUGCGUGUUUGUACUGUGCAGAAGCGAUAGAUACGAAAUAUUAUGAAAGGGAGAAGAAAAAGCAAGUCGAUAAAAGUAGUAUAGUGCGCAACGUUCGGACUUUAGCCGUGAAAGGAAGUGUAAUUCAGGCAGCUAGAAAGAGGAACGACAAAUGGAGUUGGGAAGUAACGCGAUGGAUAGAAGCCGUUUCAGACUUGGUUGCUGCAGAAGCGAUAUACCAUGAUCUUGGCUUUCCGACUCCUUCAAGAGGCCAGCAACGGGAAAAAUGGAGGUAGUCCACCAGCUGACGAUGUAAAAAAUGCAAUGCAGUUCGUUUUCAAAUUCAUCGAGAACAGCGACGAAUGUUAGUUUUCAUUGCCGGAUUUGAUUAAAUUAAUCGAAGGCUAGGUCCCCUACGAGCGUACAAUUGAAAGAAAACUCGAAGAAACAUACGGAAAUGACAACAUUAUGAGAGAUAACCAGCAAAAAGGCCCCAUCGUUUGUUUCAGUAAUUACUGAAUACGAAGUCUUAUCGGAUCAUUGGUAUACGUUGCUAUUACAGUAGCCGCGGUAAUAAUCCGUAAAGAUAUUAGAACACAGCUUCAUGACACUUUAUCGUAUCCACCGACCGAUAAUUCUUUAGAAGUCGUCAAUAGUUGUAUUCCGGAAUCUCUUGAUCUUCUUCUGAACAACAUAAUCACCAAAGACAGAAGAUGCAACAUUGAAUCGCUUGAACGGAAAUGUCCCUCCGUAGCACAUGCCGUUAUAUCGGCGACCGGACCACCAUCCUUCUUGUCCCCGCUUCAAAUUAGCGUUGUUGUAUUCUUGUACCGAAAAUUUGAGUCAAGAAAUUUGUUGGAUCUGUUGUCGAAUUUGGG